Fragaria vesca subsp. vesca is the source of this 1993-nucleotide messenger RNA. Its product is annotated as transcription factor VOZ1-like. The record is from RefSeq and is a predicted model, not a curated record. Gene Ontology annotation, biological process: regulation of DNA-templated transcription; positive regulation of long-day photoperiodism, flowering. The transcript is spliced from 4 exons. NCBI's taxonomy places the organism in Eukaryota, Viridiplantae, Streptophyta, Magnoliopsida, Rosales, Rosaceae. Bases 409 to 1782 code for a protein of 457 amino acids.
GAGUUACAGAAAUUAUAGAUAAGGAUGGCAUAACAAGUAUGAAUUCAUUGUUGGUCACGGCUUUUUGAUAUUUUCGCAGGAUUUUGCUGAAUGGGCAACUUUUAGCUCAGAUUUCUUCUGUUUUUUCUAUUCUGAUGCUGGUUUUGUUGAAACUACUGCCGAUGACCUAAAACUGAAUUGGUGGCUUGAAUUUUGGUUUCACCUAUUUUGUUAAAACUGAAUUGGUGAUUUGUUUUCUGUUUGGCGAUAUAUGUUCUAGUUUUGUUGAUAUUUUGGGGAGGAUGAAAAGAGCUAUGCUGUUUCUGAUUUCUCCUGUGGUUUUUUGGCUGUGAUUAUGCAAUGUAGUUUAAGGGAUUUUUAAAUCAAUGGAUACUGGAUUUCCUUUAGGACUCUGAGGAAAGGAAAGCAAUGAUCAAGGACUCCAAGGGUAGGUGUGAGUCUUCAUCUCACAAGCUUGUGAAAGAAAAAACAAAGAAUCGCUUGGACCAGCUUCAAGCAUUAAUUACCAAGAAGAAUGAGAGCCAAACUAAUGACACUGCAACCUUGGUGGAAGUGAAUAAGAUGCUUCAGGAGUGGAAAGCUGAGCUCAAUGGGCCGUCUCCUGCAUCUUCUCUACUAGCUGAUAGUCUGGGAUCAUUUUCAGAGGAGUUAACACGUCUCUUGAGAACUGAUGAGGAGGAUGAUGCAAUAAGUCCAUUAAAGGAAUUUCUACCUGCGAAGCCAGAGAGUGAUCUACAAAAUCUUCAUUUGGGUAAUUUGAUGCAAUUUACAGAGGAUUUUUAUGUUUCUCCGGAGCCUCAAGAGCUUCAAGAAAGUUUUCAGGACUUUAAUUACUGUAAAGAUACUGCUUCAGGCUUUCAAGACUUCUAUCAAUGCAAUGAUACUGCUUCAGGCUUCCAGAAUCUAAUGGUCGACAACUCUGGUUUCGAUAAUCACUUUGAUUUUCAUCAAUAUGUCAAUGAAGGCCCAUUCAUUGAGGGAAACGAUGUCAAACAGCUCGAAGAGGAUGCCGUGCCAAAUGUUUUGCCAGUUAUCUCUCCUACUGAACCCCCUUUUUUGGGGCCAUCAUGUGCUCUUUGGGACUGUUCCAGGCCUGCAGAAUGUGGAAAGGACUAUUGCUGUAACUUUCAUGCUACCUCAGCAUUAGAAGAGGGUCAGCCCGGAAAAUCUCCAGUUUUUCGUCCUCGUGGCAUUUCUGUGAAGGACAGUGCACUUUUUGACGCUCUUAUUGCUUGGAAUCAAGGAAAAGCUGUGGGCAUACCCAAUUGUGAAGGGGCUGCUAUUCUAAAAUCUCCAUGGAAUGACUCUAAGCUAUUCAAUCUUUCUUUCCUUGAGGGUGAAGCAGUUAGAGAGUGGCUCUUUUUUGAUAAGCCUAGAAGGGCCUUUGGGUCAGGAAACAGAAGACAAAGGUCAUUGCCAGAUCAUAGUGGACGUGGUUGGCAUGAAUCCAGAAAGCAGAUCAUGAAGGAAUUUGAUGGGCAGAAAAGGUCAUAUUAUAUGGAUCCACAGCCUUCAAGUGAUCAGGAUUGGCAUUUGUUUGAAUAUGAGGUCAACAACUCUGAUGCCUGUGCUCUAUAUAGGUUGGAGUUAAAGUUUGGCAGUGUAAAGAGAAGUCCAAAAGGAAAAGUAUCAAAUGAGGUUGCUGAUCUGCAGAAGAAGAUGGGGAAGCUCACUGCUGAGGUUGCCACUGAUGGUGCAACGAAUGUCAAAGGAAAAGCCAAGAAAAAGGCUAAUGCUGGGAAUAUUUUUUCUUCUCAAAGUCCAAUGACUUCAACUCCCUAAACUCUGCACUGUCUUGGAAAUGUAACCGUGCUUAAAAUUAGAUGACUGGUAGUUGCAAAAACAUAGAGUUGGUUCAACUUGCCACUGCUAUGGCCGACUUUUGUAGUGUAAUUAGUUGACAAAACGUAUGCAAAGAAUCUAACUAGCCUUAUAUGUGAUCAUGUGAAUGUUGUGUGGUCUUUUCAAGGGUUAUUAGUCUAUUUUGGUGCUG